AUGGGUGAAUCUCAAAAGUUGGCUAGUAUAUGGGAUCUUCCAUCAAAUAUACUUAGAGAGAUAUUUGUUGACGAUGCUAAAUUUUCAUUUGAGGUUUUGAAAGAACUUUAUCAUGUUGACAAAAGAUUUGGUCCUAUAUUAGAGGCUUCAAUAGCUAUAAUUACAAAUGAUUUUAAUAUGCCUCAUAAAGCUAUGACAGUUUUAGAUGGCCUCCAGGACUUGAAUUUCGACGCCUAUGAUGCAGAAACUGUACGAGAAACUCAUUUGGUUCAAUAUUGUUUUGUUUAUUAUAUGGUGAAUCCACGAUUGAAAUCAUUUGCAAAUUGUUUAAAAAAUGUUCCAUCUCCAGUUAUGGCAGCUACAAAUCACAAAAUUCAAGUAUUCAAUAAAACUUUUGAACCAAUGGUAUCAAUACGACGUGGAGUAGCACCCCAACCGAUAAAAAUGUGCAAUAUAAACCACAGCAAACCAUGCCCAAGUGUACUUAAAAACCUCAAUACAUUGGAAUGGAAUCAUUUUAGUUUCCAUAAUUAUAAUGUUCCUGACUCGAAGCUCAGAACUAUAUCUAGUGAUCAUUUGACCAUGAUGAAGAUUGAACUAGAUACAUCUGGUGAUGCCAAAGAAUAUUAUAAGUUUGAAAAACUUUGGUUCCCAAACUUAAUAACUUUUGAAAUCGAAGUUCCCCAAUAUCCAAAAGAUUCAUUAGUUAAAUUUAAGAAGAGCUAUGAAUAUCAAUUCUAUUAUGAUUAUGAAUAUGAAGCUCUGCUCACACCAAGGAAACAAUUUUGCAAACUAUCGUUCAAAUCAUGCAGCUUUCCCUAUUUGAAAUCUUUUGAACUAAAUUCAAAUGCUAAAAUUGAAUGUAUAUCAAAUUGUGAGUUCCCAAAACUAGAAAGUUUUUGUUUUAGCAAUAAUUUUUUACUUUUGAUUGAGCAUACCAACUUCGAGACUUUAGGUGAGCUGGUCAUUUCUUCAACAAUUAAUCUGAUGGAGGUUUUUUAUGGCGGACGCUUAUUAGAAGAAAGUCAGUUCGAUAUUAGAGGCCUUGAAGGUAUGGUAAACAAGUUUUGUGACAUGCAUGGUGUGGAAAAAUCUAAAAUUGAACAUGUCCCAUCAUUUAUAAUUGAUGAUGUUAAAUUCGAUUCACUCGAAGACUUACAAGUUCCACAUUAUAAUUCUUUAUUAGGAUUUGAUGAAGGUUUUUUAAGUGAGAAGUCAAUUGAACCUACGAUAUAUCCUGAUCCGCCCUCGGACUAUAUUGAAAAGCCAAAAGUAAACCAGAAUAGAAAAGCUUUUUCAAAGUCAAAAAAUUUUGUCGAUGCAUGGUGA
Messenger RNA from Hansenula ciferrii, 1329 nucleotides. RefSeq lists its product as uncharacterized. The transcript has a single exon. The record is from RefSeq and is a predicted model, not a curated record. NCBI's taxonomy places the organism in Eukaryota, Fungi, Ascomycota, Saccharomycetes, Phaffomycetales, Wickerhamomycetaceae. Bases 1 to 1329 code for a protein of 442 amino acids.